Messenger RNA from Salmo salar (Atlantic salmon), 4197 nucleotides. It is a transcript of the gene lis1a, whose product is annotated as Lissencephaly-1 homolog A. Gene Ontology annotation, molecular function: protein binding. Lineage: Eukaryota; Metazoa; Chordata; Actinopteri; Salmoniformes; Salmonidae. The record is from RefSeq and is a predicted model, not a curated record.
UGGCUAAUGAUGUGUUGUCAAAAAUAGUGAGUGUUUACAGCUAUUAAGUAAAAUGAUGGUAGUUUAUCAGUGGGUGUUAUUUAAGUAGGGCUGUGAGCGAAGGCGUACGCGCGCGUCGCUGUCAGUUUGCGAACGCAAGCGCGUCACCGACUCCGAAGGCAACUGUGGUAAGUAAAACAAGGAUUGGUAGAGAGACAACUCGGCAUACUUUGAACUCGAGAUCAGAAGUCCCUUAAUUUGGAACAAAAAACAUCAUCUUGGCUUUUAUAACUGGCCGAACUUGUUAAAGGUCUUCAGGAGAAACUAUAGGGCCGAUUGGAGCAGCAGGUAGCUGGUCAUCAGAGUUGUAAAUGACUGUGCUAACCAACUAGUAGCACUGGUCGAUUUGCAUAUGCGGUUUAGAACUGACUGGUAACCCUACUGCAGGCGUUCUCGUCUCGUUCCUGGAGCCAGAGCUUUUGGGGGGCAGAGUCCUGCGUUAGUGGCAGAGCCUCCAUCCCCCAGUUAGCUGGAGUCGUUGUUGUGCAUCGGAACGCCAUCACUGUUAGUGUUGAUUAGAUUGAACUGAUCGGAUCUUCUGACUGGGGAAACUGCAGCAGCUGCAAGCCACGCCCUGUGCUCGACCACCCCUGGCCCCGCCCACAUAUCCCUGCCGCCACCAUGGUGCUGUCACAACGGCAACGGGACGAACUAAAUCGAGCGAUAGCUGAUUAUCUUCGUUCCAAUGGAUAUGAAGAGGCUUAUUCAACGUUCAAGAAGGAAGCAGAAUUAGACAUGAAUGAAGAAUUGGAUAAGAAGUAUGCUGGCCUUUUGGAAAAGAAAUGGACCUCAGUCAUCAGAUUACAAAAGAAGGUGAUGGAGCUGGAGUCAAAGCUGAAUGAGGCCAAGGAGGAGAUCACCUUGGGUGGGCCCAUAGCCCAGAAGCGUGACCCCAAAGAGUGGAUACCUCGCCCGCCGGAGAAGUACGCGCUGAGCGGCCAUCGUUCCCCCGUCACACGUGUCAUCUUCCACCCAGUCUUCAGUGUCAUGGUGUCUGCCUCCGAGGACGCCACAAUAAAGGUGUGGGACUAUGAGACAGGAGACUUUGAGCGGACGCUGAAGGGUCACACAGACUCUGUCCAGGACAUAUCCUUUGACCAUACUGGCAAGCUGUUGGCCUCCUGCUCUGCAGACAUGACCAUCAAGCUGUGGGACUUCCAGGGCUUUGAGUGCAUCAGAACCAUGCAUGGACACGAUCACAAUGUUUCAUCUGUAGCCAUCAUGCCCAAUGGAGAUCACAUAGUAUCUGCCUCGAGGGACAAAACCAUUAAAAUGUGGGAGGUGGCCACUGGCUACUGUGUGAAGACGUUCACGGGCCACAGGGAGUGGGUGAGGAUGGUCCGGCCCAACCAGGACGGCACCCUGAUCGCCAGCUGCUCCAACGACCAGACGGUGCGUGUGUGGGUGGUGGCGUCCAAAGAGUGCAAGGCCGAGCUGCGGGAGCACGAACACGUUGUGGAGUGCAUCUCCUGGGCCCCUGAGAGCGCCCAUCCCACCAUCUUGGAGGCCACCGGCUCAGAGUCUAAGAAGAGUGGUAAGCCGGGCCCUUUCCUGCUGUCUGGCUCCAGAGACAAGACCAUCAAGAUGUGGGAUGUCAGCAUUGGAAUGUGCCUUAUGACACUGGUUGGCCAUGAUAACUGGGUGCGCGGGAUGCUUGUCCACCCUGGAGGCAAGUUCAUAUUAAGCUGUGCUGACGACAAGACCUUAAGGAUCUGGGACUACAAGAACAAACGCUGCAUGAAGACCCUGGGUGCCCAUGAACAUUUUGUUACCUCUCUGGAUUUCCACAAGAAUGCUCCGUACGUCGUCACCGGAAGCGUAGAUCAAACAGUUAAAGUGUGGGAGUGUCGCUGAUCCGAUCAGACCUGAAGAUCAGACCACCACCACCCCCUCUCCUCCCACUCCAACCCCUGCACCCCACCUCACCUCCCACCGUCUCCUUCAUCUCCUCUGGCUACACACACACCAUGGUUAAUACCUUAUCCUGUCAUCACGCUCUCUGGUCCAAUAACUAUGGUCCUUUUAUGUACAUUAUUCUGGAUGUAGAUUGAGCUAUUAAAUGUUGCACAGCAAAAAAAGUAUUCUUGCAUGGUGAUGAUGAAUCCAAAAUUGUAUACUGUAAAUUUACAUGAUAACGUUGUCUAGAAGUACCAUAGGUUUAACAUGGGCGGGGCUGUCUAAGUCUGUCACAUGCAGCCUUACCUACCUACUUACUGAAGGCAGAUGUUUCUUUGUGUGUCACAAAUGGCUCCCUAUGUGGUGCAAUACCGAUGACCAGGGCCCUUGUGCCCUUGUAAAAAGUAGUGCGCUAUACAGGGAAUAGGGUGCCAUUUGGGACACACUCUUUGACUGGGGGUAAAAUGUAGGGCACUAAAACCGAUAAUUAAAAAAAACGUUUGUCAGCUUUCUUUUUGUCUGCCUACUUAUAUUUUUAUUUUUCUCUCUCCUUUUCACUGUUGUAGUCUCUGUUGGUGAUAUUUUUUUUGGUGGGGGGGACGACAAAAGGAAAAGUAUAAUCCCUUGAUGCCGGAGGAUAUGAGAUUGUCUGUCUGGGGGGGGUUUAUUGGAGUUAUCUGUAGCUUUGUAACAUCACUUCUGAAGUGUGCAUACCGUUUCUCUUCAUGUGGAACUAGUGAAUAUAUUAAUUGCUGCAUAUACAAAUGUUUCAAACUGUUUAUUUUUGGACAUCUGGGGGUUGAGACAACAAAACAGCUUUUUACUCUUGUCAUGACGUGUCCUAAACUGAGUAGAAAAACGUAGCAUUAUCCUAUCCAAUAAAUGUAUUCUGCUUCACGUUUAUUGAAUCGGAUAACAUUUCUGUUUUGGCAUCUCAAUGAAUUAACCUGGCUAUGCUGUGCAGAUGGUGCCCUUAUUUCCGUUGGUGGACUGUAAGCCUAAAUGCUAACCUGAAAGCUAUGUGAGCCGAUAGCGUGAGGUUACUCCUCCCUGAAAAGCUGCCCCCUGUCUGAACGCCCCGGUACUGGGCCUUACGGUUGGCUGCAACUGAUAAGGCGAGCUUCUCAGCCUUUCUCUAACACUUGGCCCUUUAGCAGCAGACAUCAGGGAUCACCUCUUUUAAUUUCAAUUCACUUAAAGGAUCUUUAGUUGUCUCCCUCCCUCUGUAAGAUGGCUCGUUGUCUCAAAUCUAACCUGAGUGAUUUUCCAUUGGACUCAACUGAACUCUCCCUUUUUCUAACCAUUUGACGAAUCCGGUGUCUGCUGGGUUGUCUGUUAUACUAUAGGAAUCAUGUAAGCGAUUUUUAUGCUCAGUUGGCCAUUGUCUUGUGCUGCUUGCAUCUAUGGGCUGUGUAAAUUAGGGAGGGCAAGCUUAAGCCUUAGUUUUGGAUUAAAUAUGCAAGUUUCGAAUGAGUCGGACUGUCACACGCUGUCAUAGCAUGACAAGGAGUAAAAGUUGCCUCAGGUUUGUUUUGGGAUGUGCAAAAGAGCUCUCCGGGGGGGGCAGAAAUAAUUGAGAGGUAAUAAAGCUGUUUCUGUGGGGGGGCAAAAUACAUGUAAUUUUACUGAGCUGUAGGGAAGUGUCCAAAUCUGUGUUUCCACCGAACUGACUGAACUAUUGGGGGGGAUUCAUUCAAUUGAUGAAAUAAAAUGCUAGCAGUAGACAUGCUAAUGAAUGCUUGUGCUCGCUGUACAGUAGAGCGGUCUGAUGGUAGUUCUUGUAAAGGUAUAGUCACCCCUAAACCUACAUAAAGCAGCUCCCUUGCCACAGAAAGGCCUUGGCUUUGGUCUUGGGCUAGUCUCCAUUUGUGCCCAGAAGAGUGCUUAGACUCCUAGUGAAGUGCCCUCGAGGCGAAACUCCACAGGCCGACUAACACAUUGCAGUCGUCUCCUGGGUGGCAGGCAGAUCUUUUAUCAUAUUCUGUUCAUUUUAGGAGCUAGGAGGCUGAACAAAAUGAAAACCAAAUCCCUCCAUUUCCCUUAAAAAAUAAAUAACAUCUUGCUACUUCUUACGCUGCAGCAGGUGAGGGAAAAUCCUAUUGUCUGGCACAUCCCUGCUUUUCGGUAGAUCUUUGGUCCUUUGUCGGACUGAUGAUCGAAGAUGUAAGAAAUUUAAAAAUACUUAAUAAAAUGCAUAAACAAUUUAUCAGCCUUUUUCCAUUGAUGCACUUCUAUAAUAAAGAAUUCCACUUGCUUAACUGA